GUUGUCUUCCUGUUCUGAGAUCUCUCUCUCUCUCUCUAAUAAGCUUUUUCUUCGUUACUGUGUGUAGAGGCCAUGCCCUUAUCCUUUGAAAGAUUUCAAGGGGAGGGGGUGUUCAGCGUUUCUUCUUUCUACUCAGAUUCUCACAAAACCCGGUUUAAUCAAACCAAAACCGGAAUCGAAGAAGAUCUUGGUUAUGUUUUCCGUAGCGGUUUACAAGAACCGACCUCUGUUCUCGACGCUUUAAGAAGCCCUAGCCCUCUCGCUUCUCACUCUUCAACCACCACCAACACGACGCUGUCUUCCUCUCACGGCGGUGGUGCCGUCACCGCCACCACAACCGCCGGCGAUGAUAAAUGUAGCUUGGAGUUGGACGAUCUCGACGGAGUCAUCUCUCCCGAUCAAGAACAAAGCAUCUUGAGACUCAUCAUGGACCCCGGUUCAAGCUUCGGUGUUCUCGACCCAGGUUUCGGUUUCGGAUCCGGUUCAGUUCCGGUUAGCGAAGUCUCAAACCCUCUGUUAUCAUGCACCCUCCCGUUUCCGAAUCAAGAACCGUUAUUAUUCUCUCCGCCACCGAAACGGUUCAAUUCCGGAUCUAACCAACCGGUUUACCCAUUUCCCGAUCUUCCGGUUCAACAAUACCAAUUUCACCAGAAUCAAAUCCCUUCUUCUUCAUCUUUAGCUCCGGUUCCGGUUCCGGUUGAUGAUAAUGAUCAGUCAAUCAUCAUCGAGCAGCUCUUCAACGCGGCGGAGCUAAUUGCAACAACCACCAACGACCACACCAUUCUCGCGCAAGGGAUAUUGGCGCGGCUCAAUCACCAUCUCUUCAACAAGAAACCUCCGUUUCAAAGAGCGGCUUCUCACAUAACAGAAUCUCUCCUCUCAUUAAUCCACGACACGUCACCACAACCUCCACUCACCCCAGAGAAUCUCAUCCUCAGAAUCGCCGCCUACAGAAACUUCUCCGAAACGUCGCCGUUUCUCCAGUUCGUUAACUUCACCGCGAACCAGUCCAUCCUCGAGCUAGGCUUCGAGCGAAUCCACAUUAUCGAUUUCGACGUCGGGUACGGAGGACAAUGGUCGUCUCUAAUGCAAGAGCUCGCGAGGAGCAGAGGAUCGUCUCUUAAACUAACGGUUUUCGCUCCUCCGCCGUCUACAGUCUCCGACGAGUUCGAGCUGAGAUUCACGGAGGAGAAUCUCCGAACCUUCGCCGGAGAACUCAAGAUUCCGUUUGAGAUGGAGCUGCUGAGCCUCGAGCUUCUCCUAAACCCUUCUUACUGGCCGCCGCCGCCGCUCUUUCUCCGUUCAUCGGAGAAAGAAGCCGUCGCGGUGAAUCUUCCCAUAGGCUCAGUUGUGUCAGGUUACCUCCCGUUGAUCCUCCGUUUCAUUAAACAGAUUUCUCCAAACGUCGUCGUUUGUGCGGAUAGAGGAUGUGACCGUAGCGACGCGCCGUUUCCAAACGCUGUGAUACACGCGCUUCAGUAUUGUACGACUCUGCUUGAGUCUCUUGACGCUAGUCAGAGUCGGGAGGAUUCUGGUGUUGAGAGGUUUUGGGUGCAGCCUUGUGUUGAGAAGGUUUUGAUGAAACGACAUCGUUGGAUUGAGAGGUCGUUGCCGUGGAGGAGUUUGUUUACGCAAUGUGGGUUUAAUCCGGUGAGUUUGAGUCAGACGGCGGAGACUCAGGCGGAGUGUUUGAUGCAGAGGAGUGCGGUGAGAGGGUUUCAUGUUGAGAAGAGACAGUCUUCGCUUGUCAUGUGUUGGCAGAGGAAAGAGCUUGUUACUGUCUCUGCUUGGAAAUGUUAGGAAGAAACCCUAAUGAAUCUUAAUCUAAUUUUCAUGUUUUUAAUGAAUUUAAUCUCUUUUAUUUUCUGAAAAUGUUGUUAUGUUGUUGUUAGUUUCAACUGUGGUGUUGACAUUUGAAGGAAGUAAGGAUAUAUAAUCAAAAAUCUCCUUUUGUUAGAUUCUAUUUUGGUCCUUUUGUGUUUAUGCAAUCAAAUAGAUUUCUUAUCCAAAAACAGAAAUUGCAAAAGGGAUAUGGUUAUUUCAAAUCAG
Messenger RNA from Eruca vesicaria subsp. sativa (arugula), 2049 nucleotides. Lineage: Eukaryota; Viridiplantae; Streptophyta; Magnoliopsida; Brassicales; Brassicaceae. The record is from the annotation of a GenBank genome assembly.